CUUUCUAUAUAUAGAGGGUCAUAAAAUUUUCCAUUGUACCAAACAACAGCACAAGCAACAUGGGCUCUCUCCCGCAUGUCGUUGAAGACUGCUUCGGCCUUCUCCAGCUCUACAGCGACGGCACCAUUUAUCGGAAGCCCGACGUCCCAUGCGCCACUUCGAUUCUCGACGACGAUUCGGUCCUUUACAAGGACCUACUUUUCGACUCGAAGCGAAACCUUUGUCUUCGUAUAUAUAAACCGUCUUCUGGUUCCAUUAAAAAUCUUCCUAUUAUAUUCUAUUUGCACGGCGGCGGUUUCUGUUUCGGUUCUUUCACGUUCCCACAUUUUCAUAACUUUUGUGUUCGUAUAACGACCGCGUUAAACGCGGUUGUUAUUGCACCGGAUCACCGGCUGGCCCCGGAGCACCAGUUGCCCGCAGCUUUUGAUGAUGCAUGUUUAGCCAUGAAGUGGCUAAAGGAACAAGCCAUGCAUGAGAAUGUUGAGAACGUGGAUCCAUGGUUGACCGGAGUGGACUUCGACCGGGUCUUUGUUUUGGGUGACUCAUCGGGCGGCAACUUGGCUCAUCAUUUGGCGGUUAGGUUCGAGGCUGGUUCGAUGGAAUUGGCGCCGGUUAGGGUUCGAGGGUAUGUGCUGGUGGCUCCAUUUUUUGGUGGGAGUGUGAGAACAAAGAGCGAACAAGAGCAUCCUUGUGAGGCAUUUUGGAACUUGGAGAUGUACGACAGGUUUUGGAGACUAUCAAUCCCUGUGGGAAGUACAUUUGAUGACCCCUUGGUGAACCCUAUAGGACCUUAUAGCCAAAGCCUUGAAAAUGUGCCAUUGGAUCCGAUCAUGGUGGUGGUGGGUGGGGGUGAAAUAUUGAGAGACAGGCUUGAAGACUAUGCUACAAGGCUUAAAGAAUUAGGCAAAAAGAUUGAAUUUUUGGAGUUUGAAGGCCAACAACAUAGUUUUUUCACUGACCAUCCCUUUUCUGAAGUGGCAGAUGAAGUUAUACAACAUAUAAGAGACUUCAUCAUAUACAACUCCAAUUGAAAGCUUUUAUAU
This is a messenger RNA of Hibiscus syriacus, 1043 nucleotides long. Its product is annotated as probable carboxylesterase 15. Lineage: Eukaryota; Viridiplantae; Streptophyta; Magnoliopsida; Malvales; Malvaceae. Bases 60 to 1031 code for a protein of 323 amino acids. The record is from RefSeq and is a predicted model, not a curated record. Gene Ontology annotation, molecular function: hydrolase activity. The transcript is spliced from 2 exons.